This is a messenger RNA of Suricata suricatta (meerkat), 6592 nucleotides long. RefSeq names its product laminin subunit beta 3 (gene LAMB3). The transcript is spliced from 25 exons. The coding region runs from base 2681 to 6199 and encodes 1172 amino acids. Lineage: Eukaryota; Metazoa; Chordata; Mammalia; Carnivora; Herpestidae. The record is from RefSeq and is a predicted model, not a curated record. Gene Ontology annotation, biological process: axon guidance. Gene Ontology annotation, cellular component: basement membrane.
CUCUGAAUAUUAAUUUUCCUUAGAGUUAAGAAGAUUUUAUGUAUGUUUAUUUUCUAAGUUCCCCCUCCCCACUUAACAGUAUCCCAUCAACUUUUUCCUCUUUAUCAGUGUUAAAUCUCUUAUCAAUAUUUUAGAUCAGAAGGGGCCAGUUUUGACUUUGCAUUUUCAGGGGAAGGAAUGAGAUUGGAUAAAGACUCAUCACCCUUGUCUGCUGGGAUAUUGCCCAGGCUUUGAUCUGUGUAAGGCAAACGCCCCAGGAAAAGAAAGUGCCUUUUAUCUAUUGCCCUCAGACUUGCUAGGCAGCUGCCCUGAGUUAAGAACAAAACAUCUGCCCAGACCAACCUUGACUUCUAUCUUUAUCAGGUGCUGGACUCUGGUUUUACUAAAUCUUGAUAGCCAUAAAACAGUAUGUCUGUUAUCCUUACACUUGCUCCUCCGCCCUCUGUCCUCUGUUUGUAAACACCCCCCACCCCCUACCCUCUGUCCUUCCCUGCACAGGAAUGCUGGGAGCAUGGCCCUGCUCUAGGGAGCUUAGCUCCAUCAGCCCCCAAAGUGUCCCCUCCUCCCUUCUGAUCCAAGUCAGGCUCUCCAGGAGUUUGCAGCCCCCAAGGAACAGAAUGGAAUGCACAAAGCACAGAUUUUCAGGUUGGGCCCUGGCGCCUCCAUGGAUGGCCUGCUGCCUGGGCACUCACGUCCUCAGUCAGAGCAGCUCCCUAUCAGCAUGGCGGGGAAACCCUGCCCGUAUGUGCCUGAGCGUCUGAGAUGGGGCAUUUGGAUGCCAGCCCCUUCCUCAUCUCUCUGCCCACACAAGAGAGGCUGUCAACGUGGAGAACCAACAGGAAGGCACUCAAUGGUGUCGUUCUGGGUGUUCCUACAGCAUCAUUGUCUUCCCAGGAGCCCACAGCUAAUACCAGUCCUCCAAGACUUGGAGCAAAAGCUCAAAGAGGCAUUUUCAAAGACGUGUUGGGUCUUGAUUAGGUUUGGGAAAUGUGAAGUUCAGAGUCUGGUGGAUUCUGGUCAAAUAUUAGCAAAGGGAAAGACAGGAAAUUUAGGGGAUGUUAGGCUCUAAGUGAUGGUUAAGAAUAUGAGUGCUGGAACAAACUGGUAGGGGUUCAAAUGACCACGUACUAGCAGGAACCAAAUUCCUGAAAAUGUGCCUCAUUUUCUUCAUCUGCAAAGUAAGGAUGAUUAAGUGUCCUACUCUGUAGAAAUGUAGUGCGUAUUAAAUGACUUAAUACAGGUAAAGGGUUUAGAAUGGUGCUCGGGACACCCUGAGCACUGGGUAAAAUGUUAGCAGUGGCUAUUUUAAGUUGGCUGCCUGAUUUCUCCCAGAACUCAGGCCCAAGCUAAUGUGUGCCAUUGUCCUUUGGACAGACAUUCAGGCUGAGGAGGUGAGGGUGGGGGAAAGAGAAGGGGAUGGAAUAGAGUCAGCCCCUGACAGACAGCCCAGGCUCCUGUUUCCAUCUUGUCUGUGCUCAGUCACAUAACAGUCUCUCUCUGGUUCUUGGAGAGGCACAUGGAAGAGUGACCAAUGUCUGGGCCGCUGAGCUAUUGUGCAGGUGUGGAGGGCCACGCCAGCUUGAGUCACGUGGCAAAUCCCCAGGGCUGUUCCUGGAGCCUACCCUGUCCCACAGACGAAGACUCAGCCAUGAGUCACUACAUUCAGGCGGUACGUGGGCCUUAGUCACCUGGCGCCUCUUCCUACCAGUACCUGCGAUUCAGCGUUCACAGCCUGCACCAGGCUCUCUUAUCCACCGUAAACUCCUCUCCUUUCUUCUCUCCUUCCCUUCUCUCCUUGCUCCCUACCCCUUGAGCUCUCAUUGAUCAGAUCUUGGCUGAUCUCCCUGACAAUUUGGACGGGUUGAGCCUGACAGAUGGAUAAUGGAGACUGGAGCUUCUAAUGCCACCCCCACACCCUGCCAGAGACAUUGCCAGGAAUGACUGAUAAGCACACAGGAUGCUGCCUACAUCAACAUGGUGACAUUUCUGUAGUCUGGGGGUAGAUGUAUCCAAAAAGAUUCCCCUCUCUGCGGCUGACUGCCACAGGAAUUUCCACUAUAAGUCAUUCGUUCUGGUGACAAGAGCCCAACUGUCCCCUCUGAGAAUGGAAAUAUACCUACAGUGCAUGGGGACUCCUUCAACUAUAUCACUUAUUUACACUUCGGUGUGAACCUGCUCGUUACACAAAGAGUGAGUACCUGCUGUGUGCCAAGCACUAUUUCAAGGCACUUGGAAACAGUAGUGAACAAAAGGGACAGAAGUCUCUGCCUUCUUCAAAGUGUCAUUCUGGUGGAAGGAGUCAGAAAAUGAACGUGAUUAAUAGUGGCUCCCUUCACUCCCCUUCUCCCCACCCAGGGCACCCAUGGACAGCCAGGGGCUGAUGAGCUCACUGUGAGGCCUCUGAGACAGACCCACUUGCCCAGUCCUGUCCUGGGGAGUAGGGAUGGGGGGUGCUCUGACGGCAGAUGGGCGUGCCAGCCGCAGGAUUCCUGAGGCCCGCCUUGCAGUGGGCUACGCCCAGCCAGGGAGUCUCCAGAGGUGAGGCCGUUCUUUAAAAACUGGGAGCCAGGAGAAGAGACCCCACAUUCAAGGGGUGCUCUUAGAGGCCAUCUGGAGAAAGAAGAGCAGCGGCACGGAGCCAGGUGAGGUCCUCUGUGGGGAUUCCCCCCAUUGGCUGAAAAUGAGGCUACUCCUACUCCUGUGUUUUGUCUUGCCCAGCCUCCUGUGUGCCCAGCAAUCCUGCUCCCGCGGGGCCUGCUACCCACCUGCUGGGGACCUGCUCAUCGGGAGGACCCGGUUUCUCCAUGCUUCAUCUACCUGUGGACUGACCAAGCCUGAGACCUACUGCACCCACUAUGGCGAGUGGCGGAUGAAAUGCUGCAAGUGUGACUCCAGGUUGCCUCACAAUUACAAUGGUCACAGAGUGGAGAAUGUGGUUUCAUCCUCAGGCCCCACGCGCUGGUGGCAGUCCCAGAAUGAUGUGAACCCUGUCUCUCUGCAGUUGGAUCUGGACAGGAGGUUCCAGCUUCAAGGUAUCAUGAUGGAUUUUAAGGCACCCUUGCCGGCCGGGAUGCUGAUUGAGCGCUCCACAGAUUUCGGUAACACCUGGCAGGUGUAUCAGUACCUGGCUACCGACUGUGCCUCUGUCUUCCCCCGGGUCCGCCAGGGCCAACCUCAGAGCUGGCAGGAUGUUCGGUGUCAGUCCCUGCCCCAGAGGCCUAACGGGCACCUGGAUGGGGGGAAGGUUCAACUUAACAUUAUGGAUUUAGCAUCUGGGAUUCCAGCAACUCAAAGUCAAAAAAUUCAAGAGCUGGGGGGAAUCACAAACUUGAGAAUCAACUUCACCAGGCUGGCCCCCGUGCCCCAGAGAGGCUACCAUGCCCCCAGCGUGUACUAUGCAGUGUCCCAGCUGCGUCUACAAGGGAGCUGCUUAUGUCAUGGCCACGCGGACCGCUGCGCCCCUAAGCCUGGAGCCUCUGCCGGCCCCUCUACCGCGGUGCAGGUCCAUGACAUCUGUGUCUGCCAGCACAACACCGCCGGCCCCAACUGUGAACGCUGUGCACCCUUCUACAACAACCUGCCGUGGAGACCUGCAGAUGACCAGGACCCCCAUGAAUGCCAACCGUGCGACUGCAACGGGCACUCUGAGACCUGUCACUUCGACCCAGCUGUGUUUGCCGCUAGCCAGGGGGCACACGGAGGGGUGUGUGAUGACUGCAGGGACCACACCGAGGGCAAGAACUGUGAGCGGUGUCAGCUACACUAUUUCCGUAACCGGCGUCCCGGAGCUCCCAUUCAGGAGACCUGUAUCCCCUGCGAGUGUGAUCCGGAUGGGGCAGUGCCCGGGGUUCCCUGCGACCCAGUGACUGGGCAGUGCGUGUGCAAGGAGCACGUCCAGGGGGAGCGCUGUGACCUGUGCAAGCCGGGAUUCACAGGACUCACCUAUGCCAAUCCGCAGGGCUGCCACCGCUGUGACUGCAACAUCCUGGGGUCUCGCCAGGACAUGCCGUGUGAUGAGGAGAGUGGGCGCUGCCUGUGUCUGCCGCACGUGGUGGGCUCCAAAUGUGACCAGUGCGCUCCCUACCACUGGAAGCUGGCCAGCGGUCGGGGCUGCGAGCCGUGUGCCUGUGACCCUCACAACUCCCUCAGCCCCCAGUGCAACCAGUUCACAGGGCAGUGCCCCUGUCGAGAAGGGUUUGGUGGCCUGACCUGCAGCGCUGCUGCCCUCCGCCAGUGUCCCGACCAGACCUAUGGAGACACAGGCACGGGAUGCCGAGCCUGUGACUGUGACUUCCGGGGAACAGAGAGCCCAGGCUGUGACAAGGCCUCAGGCCGCUGCCUCUGCCGCCCCGGCUUGACUGGACCCCGCUGCGACCAAUGCCAACGAGGUUACUGUGACCGCUACCCGGUGUGUGUGGCCUGCCACCCUUGCUUCCAGAGCUAUGACGCUGACCUCCGGGGGCAGUCCCUGCGCCUCGGCGGCCUGCGCAAUGCCACUGCCAGCCUGUGGCCGGGGCUGCGUCUGGAGGAUCCUGGCCUGACCGCCGGAAUCAUGGGUGCGAAGAGCAAGAUGGAGCAGAUCCAGGCAAUUCUCGCCAGUGCCUCGGUCACCGAGCAGGAGGUGUCCCAGGUGGCCAAUGCCAUUUUCUCCAUCAGGCGGACUCUCCAGGGCCUGCAGCCUGAUCUGGCCCUAGAGGAGGAGACCUCGGCCCUCCAGGGAGACCUGGGGAAUCUGGACAGAAGCUUCAAUCACCUCCUCCUUAUGUAUCAGAGCAAGAAGGAACAGUUUGAAAGGAUAAGCAGUGCGGAUCCUUCAGGGGCCUUCCGGGUGCUGACCGAAGCCUACCAGCGGUCCUCCCAGGCCUCGCAGAGGGUCUCCGACAGCUCCCGCCUGCUCCACCAGCUCAGGGACAGCCGGAGAGAGGCGGAGAGUCUGCAGGGGCAGUUGGGAGGAGGAGUGGGAGCCAGAGACCCCCAGCUCACAGCCCUGAGCCUGCGGAUGGCUUCCUUGCCUGAUCUGACGCCCACCAUCAACAAGCUCUGUGGGGGCUCCAGGCAGACGGCCUGUACCCCAGGAGCAUGCCCCGGAGAGCUGUGUCCCCGAGGCAAUGGCACGGCUUGUGGCUCUCACUGCAGAGGGGCCCUCCCCAGAGCAGAGGAGGCCUUCCGGACGGCGGGCCAGGUGGCCAGGCAGCUGCAGGGUUUCAACGCCCAGCUCCAGCAGACCAAGCAGAUGAUCAGGGCAGCCGAGGAGGCCGCCUUGAAGGUGCAGUCGGAUGCUCAGCGCCUGGAGACCCAGGUGAGCGCCAGCCACUCCCAGAUGGAGGAAGAUGUCAGGCGCACACGACUCCUCAUCCAGCAGGUCCGGGACUUCCUGUCAGACCCUGACACUGAUGCAGCCACCAUCCAGGAGGUCAGCGAGGCCGUGCUGGCCCUGUGGCUGCCCACAGACUCUGCCACAGUCCUGCGGAAGAUGAAGGAGAUCCAGGCCAUCGCGGCCAGGCUACCCAAUGUGGACCUGGUGCUGUCUCAGACCAAGCAGGACAUUGCUCGGGCUCGCAGACUCCAGGCUGAGGCUGAGCAGGCCAGGAGCCGAGCCCAAGUGGUGGAGGGCCAGGUGGAGGAUGUGGUGGGGAACCUGCGUCAGGGCACACUGGCACUGCAGGAGGCUCAGGACACCAUGCAGGCCACCAGCCGCUCUCUUCGGCUUAUCCAGGAAAGGGUUGCUGAGGUUCAGCAGGUACUGGGGCCCGCGGAAAGAUUGGUGGCCGGCAUGACGGCGCAGCUGGGUGACUUCCGAGCGCGGCUGGAGGGGCUCCGCCUCCAGGCCAGGAAGCAGGGGGCACAGGCCGCUCAGGCCCAGCAGCUCGCGGAAGGUGCAGAACAGCAGGCGCUGAGCGCCCAGGAGGGAUUUGAGAGAGUAAAGCAAAAAUACGCUGAGCUGAAGGACCGGUUGGGUCGGAGCCCCAUACUGGGGGAGCAGGGCAGCCGGAUCCUGAGCAUCAAGACGGAGGCAGAGGAGCUGUUUGGGGAGACCAUGGAGAUGAUGGACAGGAUGAAAGACAUGGAGCUGGAGCUGCUUCGGGGGAGCCAGGCCAUCGAGCGUCGCUCUGCAGACCUGACAGGGCUAGAGAAGCACGUGGAACAGAUACGCGACCACAUCAACGGGCGUGUGCUCUACUAUGCCACCUGUAAGUGACGUGCCAGCUCCCAGCUCCUGGCCCCGCUGGUCUGUCCUCUUUACUUUUGGAGGACAGACUGGGUUGGAAUACUUUCCAGCUCCAAGAGACUUGUAUACAGUUGAAAGCACAGUGUGGCCCACCCCUGGGGUACAGCUGUUAAGAUUGCUCUGGGCUGCAGCUGAGCUUGAGCUGAUGGGAACUACAUUUGAGAGACAGAGAGGCUGGAGGUGGCCCUGCCUUUGUGCCGAGGAGCGGAGCUCUCACGUGCAGGGAGCUUGGCUGGUCAGCACCCAUGCCCUUCAUCCUCCUCCAAGGCUGAGUCCUGGUUGGGCAAAAAAAAUAACAAAAAAUGAUGUACAAGUGAAAAGCCCAAUAAAAAUCUUCAGAAAGAAGUCUGAAGGUUGAAAGAG